AUGCUAAGGGCCAACGAGCUAGCCGAUUUAAAAAUAUUCUCCAACUUCAACGAUUAUUACAGUUUGGGGCUCGUGUGCAUAACUCAGAUGAGUGACUUGAGUCUUCUGGAAAAAUUGGCCUCGGACUACGACCAAAUGCGCCAAGAACGAGUCAUUAUCUGGAUGCAAGUAAAAGUCACGGAUAAAUUACUCCGGAGUAUAAGCAAACUAUUAGAGAAACAUAGCUUCACCAAAAUUCUUCUUGUGGAAAUUGUAAAUCUUAACAACUCGACCUACAGUAUUCAUCGGCUGAACUCCUUUCCCAACGCAAAAUUCGAACGAAUCGAUAACUUUUUUGAAGUCAAGAACAUCUUUGCCAGAAACUUGAAAAAUUUUCAGGGCAGGAAUACUGUGGUUCUGUCCAAAGCAAGUGCCUUUUUCGAAAAGAACGUGAGCUAUGGACAAAACAGAUAUUUUCCCAUCAGCACUGGAGAAGAUAUGCUCAUUAUUGAGUUUGCUCGCAGGUACAACUUAAGUCUAACGCUUAGCAAGAAGACUGUGUGGGAUCAUUUCGACAUGCAGCUGACUCCUCGCCUGAUUUCCCGGGCUGAAAUAUCGGAUAGCGUCAAUCCGUUUACUUCCGUAUCACUAGUGGCUGUGGUGCCUUGUGGAAAGCAGCUAGGUGUCCAGGAGGUCUUCAAGCAGAUGGACUUUGGGCUUGUGCUCCGCUACCUCCUGCCCGUCUAUGUGACAUUUGUGGUGGUGGAGAGCUUCAUCCUGCUUAUCAAAGCCCGAAUCAACAACGAAACCUAUCGAUUUAGUUACCUGGAUCCUAUGGUGAAUCUGCGGGCUAUCAAUAGAGAAUCGGUAUAA
Molecule: messenger RNA, 852 nt
Organism: Drosophila ananassae
Lineage: Eukaryota; Metazoa; Arthropoda; Insecta; Diptera; Drosophilidae
Exons: 2
Coding region: 1-852 (283 amino acids)
Source: RefSeq, a predicted model, not a curated record